Trypanosoma rangeli is the source of this 591-nucleotide messenger RNA. RefSeq names its product trans-sialidase. The record is from RefSeq and is a predicted model, not a curated record. The transcript has a single exon. Lineage: Eukaryota; Euglenozoa; Kinetoplastea; Trypanosomatida; Trypanosomatidae. Bases 1 to 591 code for a protein of 196 amino acids.
AUGUCGCGGCAUCGGUUUUCCUCUGCAGCGCUGCUGCUUCUCUUUGUUGUGCUGAUAUGCUGCGGCUGCGGUGAAGCUGCAUACUCCUAUCACGCGGGAUUGGAGGCAAGUUACCCCUUUGGAGUUCAGCCUUCGCCGCAGCCGGUUUUGCUGUAUUCAAACUUUCCGGUACCAUCCACCGACUACGUGUUCCGCGGUUCUCAUCUUGUGGCCGUGGGUGAGGUGCUGGUGGCCAUUUCUGGAGCUUUAUUCGAUGCAGAUGUGCAAGGCCGUGAAAUGUCUGCGAAGUUGGCGGCACAUAUCAGCAUAGACAAUGGGGGGAGGUGGACUCCAUACAGGUUUGCAGGUGGUGAUGGUGCCGGUGCUUUUCCCAAUCUGGGUUCAUCAUACCUCUCCAGAGACGCGCCUUACGGAAACACGGAUCCGUUGUGUGCUUUUGUGGAGGGCUACGACACAAGUGGAAGGCAAGGAACUCAGUACAGCAGGGGCCAAUUUGUUUCGGAGCCCAAUAUUUAUUUUGCGAGGGCAGCCGUCUCAGGAAGAUCACACCUCUUGGCGGAUAUUGUUCCAAUGGAGAAUCCCCUUCCAUAA